AUGUUAGUUGAGAUGGACUCUGAUAUCCACGAGGCAGGUGACACACGAUUACCGAAGCGCACGCGACAGGCUUGUGACCCUUGCCGCCGCAAGAAGUCCAAAUGUUCUGGCGAGCGCCCAAUCUGUGCAACGUGCUACCGACUAGGAGCCAGAUGUUCCUACCGUCUUGACCCUCUACGGUAUGCGCCCUACCCUCAUGAUAACGGCGUCUCCCGCCAACACCAUGGGCCCUCAUCGCUUUCCAAAAACGUGAUCGAUUACAAUGUCACAUCCACAGAGCCUCGGCAACCAUGGGACCGCAUUGAGUCACUGGAGUCGACGUUGGCCGAAGUGAUUGAACGAUUGCGAGGCCAUCGCGCUACGAAUCAGCUGCCUACUCUUUCGCCAAUUUCACCUCGACAUCAUGCCUCCCAGAACGAAGGCUUGAACCCGAGCCAUGUCUCAGACGCAUCUCAGCCUGUCGCCAUCUCAAGCGGGCAUACUAAUGACUCUCGUUCGGCUGGUGCUCUGGACGAUGAACUGGAUGGUUUGAGCUGGGAGUCCGCUGUCAAUAUGGCCGAGACAUAUCUGAUCUACUGCGACUGCCAGCCGCUGCCGCUGUUCCACAGAGAGAGUUUUGUCUCCACCUUUCCAAACCGGGAACUAGAAAUCGUCUACAGCGUCGUCGCACUGGCUUCAAGAUUCGACAACUCUUCGACCAUGUCCUCCGACGGCAACUCAAUCCCCGAGGCCAAUAAAUUCUCGGAUGCGGCGCAUCAGAGAAUCAUGUCCCAAAUCACCUCGGGCCGCGUCGAGCUGUCCACAUUGCAAACGCUAUGCCUACUCGCGCUCAUAGAGUUCAGCAAUGGAGAGACGACUCAAUCGUGCAUCCACAGCUCGCUGGCCAUGACGCUUGCCAAUUGUGUCCAUCUGCACCAUAAACCGGCCUCCCCCUAUGACGAGCGGCAGAUAGAAGAGCGGAGUCGCUGCUACUGGAGUAUCAUUCUUCUGCGCCGUCUUUUCGGCCAAGAUUCCGGGAAGCCGCUGCCCUCGCCUUCUGGGCCACGCGUCCCUCGAAUCCCAGCAAGCCCAAUAUUCCCGUCUAUGACAGUCUUCACAGAGGAAGGGCAAGAUGUGGCGAAGUCGCAGAAAUCCGACGAGCAAAAUGGCAUCCUCUACGUCGUUGUCAAACUCAGCGAAGUCUGGUGUCGGGCCCAAGAAUAUAUCAGUAACCGAGGCUCUUCCGACUCAGGGAUGGAUCCGUGGUCCCUCUCCUCGGCCUACUCAGCGGCUAUGGAAUCGGCCAUGAAGCUGGACCAGCAGCUCCCGUCCAUACACAGGUACCGUUUCAUCCGUCUAUCCACAGUAACCGCCUCAGAACUUGAUGAGUCGCGUGAUUACUGGGGUCCCUGGUUCCUAAGCCGCCUCCUUUACCAUACGUCCAUAUGCAUCAUCAAUCAUCCUAUCCUCAUCAUGUUCCAGCUACAAGGGCGACGCCAUGUAUCAGAGCUCUUCCUCCAGCAGACUACUUUCCAGCGGAAUCACCACACGUCAUGGGUGCUCCAUUUCAUUGAGUUCAUGGCCUCUCGGCAAUUUUACAUCUCUGAUCCACUGUUCGCUUACUGCGCUGCCGUUGUGGCUACCAUUGAACUACACCAGAGCUUCGUAGAAGAGAAACAACAUCAGCACAAACAACGGCGAAGGCAGAGCUAUCAAGCGUGCCUCGACCUCAUCGCCAGAUUAACAGACACGUGGCCAGCAUUAGAGCACGUGAUAAAUAAAUUGAAUAAUCUCAAGCAGCAUAUGAGCAGCUCAUAUGAGUCCAACUUUGCCAAAAACGAUGGGAAGAUCUGCGUCGACGUCUCCAUCUUCUUCUCAAUUCUUGAUCUACCCAAGUUCUACACAUCCGAGAGAUCCAUGGGGGCCGAUGAGUCCAUAUUCGGACCAUCUCUGACCCAUGAAUCCUGCCCUGAGCUAUUUAGGCGUGCUCAACUGCCGUUAUUACCUCUCAUAACCGUGAUGGAGCCUUCAUCUGAUGUGCAACCUCGGCAUGGCGAUAUUACCACCGACGGCAACGGAGCGGCCCCUCAGCUCGGCUUUCCUGCCAAUACGGUUUCACAAUUUCCCAUCUCGGACGAUUCCAUGCUGUUUCCCGCGGAACAAUUCUUUGGUGCGUUUUUAUGUCCAAAUGUGAAUCCGUGGGAACCGAUGAUGGACAUGGCUGGGUCCAAUGUGCCUCCCCAAGCAUGA
This is a messenger RNA of Penicillium atrosanguineum, 2229 nucleotides long. RefSeq lists its product as uncharacterized. Gene Ontology annotation, biological process: regulation of DNA-templated transcription; DNA-templated transcription. NCBI's taxonomy places the organism in Eukaryota, Fungi, Ascomycota, Eurotiomycetes, Eurotiales, Aspergillaceae. Bases 1 to 2229 code for a protein of 742 amino acids. Gene Ontology annotation, cellular component: nucleus. The record is from RefSeq and is a predicted model, not a curated record. The transcript has 5 exons. Gene Ontology annotation, molecular function: zinc ion binding; DNA-binding transcription factor activity, RNA polymerase II-specific; DNA binding.